Mycena citricolor is the source of this 1924-nucleotide messenger RNA. NCBI's taxonomy places the organism in Eukaryota, Fungi, Basidiomycota, Agaricomycetes, Agaricales, Mycenaceae. The record is from the annotation of a GenBank genome assembly.
GCUUUUGCUGAAUUUGCGACACGGUAUCAGAGGGAUUCACACGAGAAAGGCGAUGAAGACAGCAAUGCAGCUGACGCGCUCUCAUCACUUGAUUGUCAUGUUUGCAUCAUCUGAUGUGACGUGUCAGGUCAUCGGAAAUUGAUUCGAAUGACUGAUCAUGAUGCGAUGCAUGGACCUCUUCCAGACCUCUUCUGCGAUAACCCUGGAAUCCUGCAGUCUUUAAACCGUGGCAUGGCAUCGAGUGUUUGGACCUGAAUAUGUCUCCGCUUUCCCGGUACCUGAAACUUCCAUGCAAGAAUUCUACCGGAGAGUGCUUGCAGUACCACGGCAUGCUGUGUACCAGUGGUACGUGCGCGAAAAUGCACGGCGGAAUGAUCAGCUUUGCGGGGACCAUUCAACUCGUUUUCGACACUGGGGAGCUUUGCUUUGAGAACCUCUGGGCAGAACCUUUCCACCUACCAUGGCCUGCAUACUGUCGGCUUGAAUGGCCACUUCGAGUCUGGAUGCCACACCGGACCCUUUGUUUCAGUGACUCAGGCCACACAUGACUGCAGUAGUUGGCUGGUGGGUUCAGUCCAGGCCUGACACGGAUCAAAUGUAGUGGAUGGACUGAUGCGCAGGGACGCGCGAUUUCUCGUGAUAUGAAACGAUGGUCACACAAAAAAUCGCUUUCGUGGGCUUACUGGUCAGCUGGCUACAUCCGAGAAUGACAGGAUCAUGCCAUCCAUCAGGUUGGGGCAUUGCAUUGGCCCUAGCAAGGUGUCUUUGCUUUUCGGGAGCCCAUUCCUUCCCUGUCCUGUCUGCCCCUAAUCUAGAUCUGACAUGAACGGCGGAGAGUCCUCUUUGCCGGCAUAUGCGCCAGCGCUGGGAUCUCUGACGCGUAUAAAAGCCAGAGCGCAUGUGUCUGAAUGCAUCGAACCACUCGAACAACAUGCGCGCCAACGUCUUCUGCCUUCUCUCUGCUCUCGUCGCCUGCGCUGCAGGCAUGGCCGCCCCCAAUGCGGCGGUGGUGACGACCGCUGUGGGCAUCCACCCCGGCAACAACUACGGCGCGCCGAUCCCGCCCUGGGAGACCGGCUGCCAGCCCGGGUGGUACUACGGCCAGCCCAGUAACGCGCCCGCCGAAGUCGCGUCGCUCGUGUACUCCGUCGGCAGUCUGUUUGGCACGCUGCUGUGCGAUCUUCUGCGCCUGCUGCUGGGAUGCGCGUUCUGUCCGUCCGGGCCGCCCCCGCCGACGAUGCUUCCUGGAAGCGGCGCGCCACCGUACAGCAAACCGCCUCCCCCGCCACCUGCUCCCUACGGCUACAGCUAUGGAUUCCAGAAUCUCACGUGCGCGGUCCAGAUCUGGGUGCCGGCGAAUGCGUAUGAGACGUUCGGUCUCGUCGACUCUCCGCAGGCCUGUGCCGACAUGUGCACCGCAAACCAGGACUGCUGGAGUGCGAACUACUACCACGACAACAACAGCAUCAAAAACUCGCCGCUCCUCACGUGCUCGCUGUUCCGCGUCGUGGCCACCCAGAAGGACGCGAUCAACUGCGGCCAGCAGCAGCAGCUCGGCCCGCAGGGCCCUCAGAACUCGAUCACCUCCAGCUAUCUGCUGGUCAAGUCCGGCCAUUAGGUCCAUCCGCUCUUUUUCUUAGACAGAAUUAUUUACAUAUAUCCUUCCCGUUAAUGUUCUGCUUCAGAAUUUAUGGCGUUUACCCAGUUGUCCUCCGAGAAACGGACUUGAGACGGAUUUUUGAGAUGAGGGCUCGUCUCUUCCAUAGAAAUCCGAAUGACCUGAUCUAGAUCAGAAGAACCUGGAUGCUCUGGCACGAGUAGGUCCGCUCAAAGCUUAACUACCAAAUGUUGCGCGUGCCCAGUCGGUUUUGAAAUGGUCAUUCGGCACACGUGGCACUUGGAAGAUCACCAUGCAAGCUUUCUG